Messenger RNA from Exophiala bonariae, 2316 nucleotides. RefSeq lists its product as uncharacterized. NCBI's taxonomy places the organism in Eukaryota, Fungi, Ascomycota, Eurotiomycetes, Chaetothyriales, Herpotrichiellaceae. The transcript has a single exon. The coding region runs from base 1 to 2316 and encodes 771 amino acids. The record is from RefSeq and is a predicted model, not a curated record.
AUGGCUGAGAAUGCAGGCAAUCCGCCAGCUACGACAUCCUCCUCAUCUCCGCCUCCGCCUACUUCUAUGGACUCUGAUCAUGUCAACUUACAAUUGGCAUAUAUGGUUACGGGAAAUCCCAGACCAACCCAUUCGCUCGGGCGGAUCGCUCUCACUACUACCGUUGCAUCACUCAGGGACCGAAUUCAAUCCGAGUUGCCCGAGCAUCCAUCUCCGCAGUCACAACGUCUCAUCUAUCGGGGCCAUGCAUUGAUGCGGGAUGAGGCCACGUUGAGGCAAGUUCUGAGAUUAGAAAAUGGUAGCCCUUCUGGGCCUCUACCCUAUACAAUUCAAAUCAUCAUCAAUUCAAGCCAACCUCCUGCUCCUGCUGCUAUUCCUCAGCCACCAGUGACAGCCAGUUUUGUCAAUGCCCCGCGUACUGCAACUCCUCCGGUAACGAGGUCGGCACCCAAUCUCAAUUCGAUUGCUGCGAUUCAUGCCCAGAACCAUGCUCAAGCACAUGCACAAGCCCACGCUCAGGCUCAUGCCCAGGCUCACUAUGCCGGAUUGCAGGAGGCCAUCUCUCGCAUUCAACAGUCCAUCGAAACCAAUGGAGCAGACCUUCGGUCUGUUCAGCAAAGAAUAGCAAUGCAACAUCAUAAUCUGGGUGCUCCAACGCCCAGUCAGCAGAGUCAACCCAGAAAUCCAGCACAUGCUGGGGGCACAUUACCAACGGCCGCAUCGCCAGCACCACCCUCGGUGCCAGUAGCAGCACCCUUCCAAACCAAUCAACCCGGGGUUCCCAUACCUCUCCAUCCAACUCAAUUGCCUGCUGCCCUUCCUCCCAAUGUACCGCCUUUUGAGCUGCACGCCGCUCUCAAUGCUCCCGGGCGGGGUCUUGACCCUCUCCAGCAACAUGGUAUACCGGGUUUCUCGCAAAUCAUAGGAGGUCUUCACCCUCCUCAAUUGCCCGGCCAGAUCAACCCCAACCCACCUACCCAUACUAUGGCUCCUGGCAUUACCCCAUCUAACCCACAAAUUCAAACGAUGCAAGGUCCCAACGGGGAGCGUAUGACAGUCAUCAGCGAUCAAGUAUCCUUCCGAAUUCCCAUUCAACGGCCUGCUUCUGCGCCAGGUCAAGCGCCACCCAGAAAUCAACAAAAUCGAAGCCCUAUCCCCAUCCUACAACCCAACAAUCUUGCAGAGAGAACUAUGCCCCAGGUUCAACAGCAGCCCGCCCUUCUACCCUCUUUACCAUUUCACUUACCGAUGCCCUUCUCUUCUACACACACGAUGCAACCCCAGCCAGCGAGACCUACCGCAUGGAUUCUGUCAUCUCCAGCUGGUCCGCAAGCCUUCUUGUUCUCUCCGAACCAUGGCUACUUCUCUUCCACCAACCCGAUCGCUCCUUCCGUCAAUGCCGUGUCACAACCCAGCUCUACAGCUACUCAAGCCAAUGCGAGUGACGCCACCCAAGCCACGAACUCCACAGCAGCAGUAGCCGGGAUUACUGGUGAGCCUGCUCAGAUUAAUGACAAUCCGAAUCGGGCCUUGAUUCCUCAAGAACCAAGGGCUGGAGCAGCAGUUGCUCAAGCUCCACAGAACCCCCAGGACAAUGAUCUCUUUGCUCUCAUUAUUCAACGCGGUUGGCUAUUUCUUAGACUGUAUCUAUUUAUGUUUGUCUUUUCCGAUCAAGGCACCUGGAAACGUUGGCUCAUGAUUGUCCUUGCCGCCGUUAUAUGCCUUCAGCCUAGAGAUGGGCCUUUGACACGCGGUCUUGCGGCGGCUCGUCAAUAUUUUGACAAUCUCAUCGGUCCGGCCACACCUCGUCCACAACCCGAGGCUGCGCAAAGACGUCCAGACCGAGGCGGACAAAGAGGUGCCGAGGUCGAGCAGGGCAAUCAAAGACCAGCCAAUGUUCGUGGUGCCGUUCAGAUGACACCAGAAGAGGCUGCUGCUCGUCUGAUACGGGAACACCAAACCCAAAAUCCCAGCAUUUGGAGAGAAGCUUUCCAUCGUGUUGAACACAGUGUAGCCUUGUUCCUGGCGAGUUUGAUACCAGGAGUGGGUGAACGCCAUGUUAGGGCUAGAGAAGAGGCAAGACGGUUGGCUCAGCAGCUAGAAGAUGAGGAAAGACAGCGAGCAGAGGAGGCGGCGGCGACAGUGCCGACACAGCCUGAGGAUAACCACGGUGCUCCGUCUGUUGAGCCAUCAGACACGAACGUGACAAAUUCAGAACCCAAGGUGGAAAGGCCCAACGACCCAGGGACUUCAAGUGGAGUCGAACUACGGGAAGCCACAGCAGCAGGAGGAGAACUGCGCAAUAGGCCAACAUGA